CGGGGAAAAGCCGUCUGAGCGCUUAAAAAAAAUAGAACUCCCAACACACGCGCGUAGCAGCCGGAUGAAGGUUCUCCGUCACCCUUUGUGUUUUGGACGUUUAUAAUAUUUCAGUCGGGCGGAGGGUGACGCUGAAAGAGCCGCGAGACACCAACGGACACGGCGAGCGCGCAUCACGGCCCGAGCGUUUCCCACGGAACCAGAACCAGAACCAGGCGGCGUUAGCAGCGCUAGCUCCGGCAGGGACCCGCCGGCUCCGUUAACGCGGCCAGCGGACAUGCUCACGCGCCCCGUGACGGACGAAGCCGUUCGGUUGUAAGCCGGCCUCCGCCCAGAUGAACGCGGGAUGGCGUUGACGCUCGCGGACGCUUUGCUGGUCUGAAGCCAGCUAACUUUAGCCUGGCAGGCUGCGCGUGCGACCUGGGCCCCGCUCCGCAUCCCGAUCCCUGCGCUUCAGUCAAACUCCUGGGCCAUGGACUUCCCGGGCCACUUCGAGCAGCUCUUCCAGCAGCUCAACUACCAGCGGGUCCACGGUCAGCUGUGCGACUGCGUCAUCGUGGUGGGGAGCCGACACUUUAAGGCCCACCGCUCGGUGCUGGCGGCCUGCAGCACCCACUUCAGAGCCCUGUUCACGGUCGCAGAGGGCGAUGCCAGCAUGAACAUGAUCCAGCUGGACAGCGAGGUGGUGACGGCUGAAGCUUUUGCUGCUCUGGUGGACAUGAUGUACACGUCGACGCUGAUGCUGGGGGAGAGCAACGUGAUGGACGUUCUCCUCGCAGCCUCCCAUCUGCACCUUAACAACGUCGUCAAAGCCUGUAAGCACUACCUGACCACGCGCACCCUGCCCAUGUCUCCCUCAUCCGACAGACCGGCCCACCACCACCCGCAGCCGGACCAGCAGAGACACAGGCAGCAGCAGCAGCAGCAGGUGGCAGGAAACGCUAACCUGGCAGCUAACGCCGCUACGUCCAAGCUGCAGCGCACCUUCCUGCUCCAGCAGCUGGGUCUCAGCCUGGUGAGCUCCGCUUUGGGGGGGAUGGAGGACAGCGGCGUGGGAACCGGAGCGGGCAGAGGGGUGGAGCAAAGAGCCUCGUUCCCCGUCAGGCGUUUCCACAAGCGCAAGCCUUCCCUCGUGCUGGGCCUGUCGGAGGAGCGGCCCAGGCAGCGGCCGCGUCCCUCUGCUAACAUGGGCUUGUUAGGAAGUGAGGGGAUGAAUGCAGAGCAGGACGAGAGAGCACUGCUCUCCCCAGACUCCCACAAGAUGGGGGAUGAGUCGAAGUUGGACGCUGCCAUCGGCGGCCUGGUGGGCGUGUCCCCGGAUGAUGCCCAGAUGCCCAGCCAGUCGGACAGCGGACACUGUGAGGCGCACGAUCUGGGAAGUAUGCAGGGAGGCGUGAGCAAGGAGGAGGACAUGGAUGACCAGGAGCACCAGGAUAACCUGGUGGUGAAGAUUAAGUCAAAUACAGAGGAGGAAGAGGCCGAAGAGCAGGAGCAGAAGGUGGUGGUGAAACGAGAGCCGCUGAGCUCACCUGAGCCCACGGAUGAAACGAGCGACGUGACGUCGCAGGCGGAGGGCAGUGACCCCGCGGAGCCCGGAGGCCGGGAGGAGGAGGAGAAGGUGGAGCUGAGCCCGGAGAGCAGCGACCGCAGCUUCACCUCCGAACCCCAGCCCAGCUCUGAGUCUCUGCUGCCGCCCAGAGAGCAGCUCCUCCUCAAGAGCAGCAUGGGCGGCGGCAGCGGCGUCGCAGGAGGUUUCGGAUGCACCGGUGGAUUAAACGGGAAACCUGGUUUUAAUAUUUCCAGCUUUCUUAACCCGAAGGACUUUGGGGGUGGCGGCGCAGGGUUGAUUACAGGAGAAGAUGAGCUCCCUAACACCACGACUGGGGAUGGACAUCACUUCCUUAUGAGACAGGAAGCUGCCGGGCCGUCUGGUUCUGCUUCGUCCUCUCUCCUGCAUCCAAGUCCACUCGGUGGCGACAGUCGAAGCAGCUUCGGGGACAACCUCCAACACGACUCUCUGUUCCUCCGGCCCCUGCAUGAUAGCUUGGGAAACCCCAGAGGGAGUGGGGGGAGCGUAGGUGGAGGACGCGGAGGGGUCGAUCCCUUUAGUCUGGAAUUCCAGCGCUCCAGUCUGGGGCUUCACUCUCUGGGGCGACCCUCGCGGGGCGCGAACGCCGCCGCCCUGGCUUAUCCCGGUUACAGACGCAUCGCGCCGAAAAUGGCGUCCGGCAUGGGGGAUGAAGGGGUCGGCGGCAUCCUUCAGGACGCCGCGUCCUCCUCCUCGAGCCUGGCAAGCCCGCUGCUCCUGAACGAGAGCGGCGGCUAUGAGCUCAACGGCGGUCGGCCCACCUCCCUCCCCCCGCAGCUCACCCGGGCUUCCGCAGACGUCCUGUCCAAGUGCAAGAAGGCUCUGUCGGAGCACAACGUCUUGGUGGUGGAGGGAGCCCGGAAAUACGCCUGUAAAAUCUGCUGCAAAACGUUCCUCACCCUGACGGACUGCAAGAAGCACAUCCGCGUCCACACGGGAGAGAAACCCUACGCCUGUCUCAAGUGCGGCAAACGCUUCAGCCAGUCGUCUCACCUCUAUAAGCAUUCCAAGACCACCUGCCUGCGCUGGCAGAACAGCAACGUGUCCAAUGCAAUGCUGUAAGACAGUAAAGCGGUGCAGUGGGACAAAUGAUCGGUCAUCACUUAUGGGCUUUGUUAAAAUACCUAUAAAUGUCAUUGCUGAAGCUGUAUUGGAUCAGCUGCCUCACUAAAAGCCCUGAUCUCACCAAAGACAGGGCGAUGAUACAUUUGCUUUUACAAGUGAGAUGCAGACUAGAGGCUACAGUUAUAACAAGUGGGCAUGCAUAAAAAUAACAUGGAUGCAGGAGAAAUAGUAAUAUAGCUAUAAUAUAGCUCUCUGUGGGAGGAGCGUGAGGAAGAUUUUCCAGUCGAUGCAGUAAACGGACUGUGUGUAAUAGGAUGCAAGUCAAGACCCUGAAAAGAAAUGUAAGUUGAUCUACAGAGCCAGACGAGACUUGCUGAAAACCCCACUUAUCCAGAUUGUGCACUACACGAUUCUGAUUCACUUUUGGAGCCGAUAAUACUCAAAGCAAACUGUUUUCUGUCCUGUGUAGCAGGUUUAGGGAAGUGCUGAAGACACGUGUCGCUUGUUUGAAGUCUGGAGUUGGUUAGAAAGUCUGUCAUCUGGCCAUGUUAUAGACAGAUAUGUUAUAAGCUUUUAGCAAGAAUAAUAAAUCAGUUUGUAGUUUUGGGAGCUCUGGGUUUUAACAGGAAAAAGCUACUGAUGCAUUUACUCCUGCGGUUUUAAAGUACACUUUUUAGGUGAAAUCUAGAAUUGUCCUGAUCAACCUCUAAUUGUAAUUUACCAAACAGAAAUACUUUAGCUCUUUAGAGAUUUGUCAGCUUUGAGUGCAGACAAAAACCCACAGUGAUGUUAAGGAAGCUUAUCUUGUGUAUUGUUCAUUGGUAACAGAUGCGACCGACAAGGUUAUCUGAAGAAAAGUCCACCGAACAUUGGGAAAUGGUGUAGAAAUGUAAAUAUUGCACAUUUGUGGUUGGUUUUAUGAAUUUUGUUUUUAAACAUAAACUUGUGUUUAGGUUUGUUACUGUACUCACUUCUUUUAUGUGUGUCUCUUUAUACACGUAAUGUCGUUACAAAAGACAAAUCCUUCUCAUAUAUAUAUACAUAUAUCUAAUGUGUUUACUGGAAUGUUGAUAUAUUAAAACACUGGUAAAAGGCGACUGUUACAGUUACACUAUAUUAGUUGCACUAUAUAUGUCCAGCUUUUACAUUAUAAUUUAUUAUUAAACUGUAUAAAAAUACUUUACAUUGAAACCUGGAAAUUGUUACAAACAAACAAAGAGCCUUUAUUUAAAUUGAAUUUGAACCGAAAACAUUUCUCCAUCAACCUACUGUGGGUUGUCGGGUCCCAGCAGACCGUGAAUAGGAGCGCCUUCAUCGGUGCAAGGCUGAUCAGUGUUCAUGCAGUGUUGUAAUGUUCUGUUUUAGUGAACUAUGACAAAAGAGUUGACACUUAACGUCGAUGUUUGCCUUCUUUCGCUUUAUUGCCUGCUGUAUCGUGUCACCCACACACAGUCAUCCUUUCCAUUUCUAGUCAGCACCUUCCAUUGUACUGUAGAUUUCCUGAACUGUUGGCCUGUGCAAAAUGGCAGAUUUUGUUCACCAUGUAUGUCUUUGGAUACUGCUCAGAUUUAAUUUAAAGAGGAAGCAUUUUCCUGAAGGGUCUCCUUCUCAUUAACAUAAGCUAGCAUACAGUUUGCUGUGUAAUUUCUGACAUUAUGGUCAGGGGUGGAGUUUUAAAUAUCCCCACUCACAAUGAAUAUUAACUGUGUUGUAUGGUCCUCUGUCAAAUGCAGUCUUUUCUUUCUUUAUGGAAAGAAGUAAACGUCAUAAUAAUGAGCUAUAAAGGAGUCUAAAAUUGUUUCCAUGUCUCACACAGUGACCUGUUAGGAAUUCUAAUGGUGCUGUACUUUGAAGGUGUUGAUGUGAAUCUGGGGGGGAAUAAGCACUGACUGGAAUAUCUCUUUAUGAAUAUGCCAAAAAAGUCAAACAAUGUGUGUGUAAAAAGGCCUCGAUUCGAUUGAUGACAAACGUCACUGCCUUAUGCCCUGUAGCUUGAAAAGCUGGGCCUCUGUUGCCAAACCUAAAGGACUUCUGUUCUGUUUGCCUGACACAGUGUAACCACGAGAGGACUAAAUGUUUGUCUUUCUGCUGUUGAAGUCUAUGAAGCGUCAUAGUGUGUUCAGUUCUCGUACAGACUGAAUAAAAACAAUCACAUUCA
Molecule: messenger RNA, 4811 nt
Organism: Betta splendens (Siamese fighting fish)
Lineage: Eukaryota; Metazoa; Chordata; Actinopteri; Anabantiformes; Osphronemidae
Product: zinc finger and BTB domain-containing protein 5
Exons: 4
Coding region: 473-2650 (725 amino acids)
Biological process (GO): regulation of transcription by RNA polymerase II
Cellular component (GO): nucleus
Molecular function (GO): RNA polymerase II cis-regulatory region sequence-specific DNA binding; protein binding; DNA-binding transcription factor activity, RNA polymerase II-specific
Source: RefSeq, a predicted model, not a curated record